CGCAAUAACGACAUCAGUUUGAAAAUAUAAACAGUGUUGUUUAAGUAAACAAGAAAAAUUUUAAUAUUUCGAUAGUGAAAAACGUUUAUUUUUCGACUUGUGUUGAAAAGUGAAAAAAUCGUUUUGAAAAAUGUCUCUUAUUCCUUUUGAUAACUGGAAUCCCAAACCAUUUUUGUUUGAUCCAAAUUGGGACCGGGAGUUCUUCAUGCCUCUAAUGUUGCCACCGAGAAAUUUGAUGUCAUUUCCGGAAAACUUUGGAAACUUUUCCACAGAUUUAUCUGAUGAUGUAUUCUACGAUAAAAACAGAUUUCAAGUAAACGUUUACGUUCAGCAUUUUAAACCUGAUGAGAUCCAAGUGAAGUUUGCUGAUAACACAGUUACCGUUGAAGCAGAACAUGAAGAAAAACAAGAUGAGCAUGGUCAAAUUUACAGACAUUUUGUGAGAAAAUACACGAUCCCGGAGUCCUAUGACGUCAAGCAGUUGCAGUCGAAGUUGUCUUCGGAUGGAGUGUUGACCAUAAGUGCGCCAAAAGCUGGGGAUGAAUUGGAGUAUAGAACCAUCCCUGUUAUCCAGACAAAUAAACCUGUUAAACAACUGAAACAAAAAAAGGAAAAGAAGAUGCCUAUUGAGAAAUCUAAAAUGUAAUCUUUUUUAUUAGUUGGUAUAAUUUUCACAGAUUUUUUACGUUUUUGUAUUUUUGGGUACCUAUAAUGGUAAAAAUAUAAGACUGUAUUAUGUAAGUUUAAUGUUUAAUUUCGUUUAUUUUUUUUUAAUAAAAACCGUUUCUCAUUU
This is a messenger RNA of Diabrotica virgifera virgifera (western corn rootworm), 793 nucleotides long. Its product is annotated as alpha-crystallin B chain. The record is from RefSeq and is a predicted model, not a curated record. Gene Ontology annotation, biological process: protein refolding; response to heat. Gene Ontology annotation, molecular function: protein folding chaperone. The coding region runs from base 131 to 646 and encodes 171 amino acids. The transcript has a single exon. Lineage: Eukaryota; Metazoa; Arthropoda; Insecta; Coleoptera; Chrysomelidae.